This is a messenger RNA of Folsomia candida, 742 nucleotides long. It is a transcript of the gene His2Av, whose product is annotated as histone H2A.V. Gene Ontology annotation, molecular function: DNA binding; structural constituent of chromatin; protein heterodimerization activity. The record is from RefSeq and is a predicted model, not a curated record. Gene Ontology annotation, cellular component: nucleosome. The transcript is spliced from 5 exons. The coding region runs from base 158 to 559 and encodes 133 amino acids. NCBI's taxonomy places the organism in Eukaryota, Metazoa, Arthropoda, Collembola, Entomobryomorpha, Isotomidae.
CUUUGUAAAACAUCCAGCAAGCGACCGACCGAACGGACCGAGCGAGAAUCUCCCUCUCUCUCUCUUUCUCCCUCGUUCACUCUGAUCUCAUCCACCACUCUGAACACACUGCCAACCAACACUCUCUCAAAAAUUAUUAUUUUCUUCACCCGAAAAAAUGGCAGGAGGUAAAGCUGGAAAGGAUUCAGGAAAGGCGAAAGCUAAAGCGGUUUCCCGGUCGGCGAGAGCAGGACUUCAGUUCCCCGUGGGCAGGAUCCAUCGCCACUUGAAGAACAGGACGACAAGCCAUGGACGUGUCGGAGCAACGGCGGCGGUUUACAGUGCCGCUAUUUUGGAGUAUUUGACCGCUGAGGUCUUGGAAUUGGCUGGAAAUGCCUCCAAGGACUUGAAAGUGAAGCGUAUCACUCCCAGACAUUUGCAACUUGCCAUCCGAGGAGAUGAAGAGCUGGAUUCCCUCAUUAAAGCAACCAUUGCCGGAGGAGGUGUCAUUCCACAUAUUCACAAAUCUCUCAUUGGCAAGAAGGGUGGAGCCGGAGGGCCAGGUCAAAAACCAACUUAAGGAGGAAUUAUAUGAAAAAUUGUGUCUGUAAUAAUGUCCUCAUUCUUUUUUACCAAGACUGGUUGGGUUUCUUCUAUGCAGUUUAGAUUAAUGUUUUAAUUUAAAAAUUUUUAUAAAAGUGUGAAAUAAUUUCUUGUUACAAAUAUAUUUAUUCAUCGAAUAAAUCUACAAAAUCAAAGAAAA